AUGGCAUCACGUGCAGGCCCAAGAGCUGCACAAACCGAUGGGUGUGACUUUAAACAUAGAGAGAAAGUGGGGUCACACUACCCUGGCAGUGCAUCACUGAAAUCAGAGACCAAGAAAUUCACCAUAGUGCAUCUUUUAAUAUGGUUGCUGGUGGCAGCUCAGGUGGUCAUUAGUCACCUCAGCCUGGUGUCACGUGAUGACUUAUCAGUGAUCUACAUUUUUGGUGCAAUGGAAAUGUUUCCACUGGCCCAGCAGCUAUACCGGCAUGGGAAAGCUUAAUGCUUUAUCUUUGGUGUCUCUAUGAUUUAUCUGCUCAUGGUGAUAGCUAUUCGUGCAUGGCAAAUCUACUACACCAAUAAGUUCUUGGAUGUCUGGUUCAACUCAACACAAGAGAAGAAGUAG
Xyrauchen texanus (razorback sucker) is the source of this 402-nucleotide messenger RNA. RefSeq names its product jagunal homolog 1a (gene jagn1a). The record is from RefSeq and is a predicted model, not a curated record. Lineage: Eukaryota; Metazoa; Chordata; Actinopteri; Cypriniformes; Catostomidae. Gene Ontology annotation, biological process: endoplasmic reticulum organization; granulocyte colony-stimulating factor signaling pathway; vesicle-mediated transport. Gene Ontology annotation, cellular component: endoplasmic reticulum membrane.